Molecule: messenger RNA, 1539 nt
Organism: Saprolegnia diclina VS20
Lineage: Eukaryota; Oomycota; Saprolegniomycetes; Saprolegniales; Saprolegniaceae
Exons: 1
Coding region: 1-1539 (512 amino acids)
Source: RefSeq, a predicted model, not a curated record
AUGAUGACGACGCCCACCCCGAUGCUUGGCUUCCUUGCGCUCUACAUUCCGCGCACGAGGGCCAAAUCCCAGCGCUACCUCGCCGCCGGCUUACUCACGGCCAUGCUCGUCCGCACCCUCGGGAUGCGCCGCGUGCUUCUCGGCCUCCGCCCUUUUGCCUACAAGCUCUUGACAGCUGCCAAGGCAGAGUACGACACGCAGCUUCGUCCGUUGCCUGACAAUGUCGAGACCAUCCAGACGCUGCAGGCGACAGUCGCCACCCAAGACACGACCAUUGCCCACCUCACGACCAACGUCGCCGACCUCCACGAAGCCGCGCGGGUCCAGCGCGUCACUGCUACCGAGAUCAGCGCCGACCUCAAGGUCCAAGUACACAAUUUGAAGAUUCGACUGCACCGCACGACCGAGUGCGCGGCCCAAAACACCAAGGCGCUGCAGACCGUCGUCGCCUCCAAAGACGCAACGCUUGCCGCCAGAGACAAUACGAUCACCGAGCUCCGAGCCCAAGUCGCUGCGCUGCACGAAGCCGCUCGGGUCCAGCGUGUGACGGCUACAACCAUCAGCGCCGACCUCAAGGUCGAGCUCCACAAUACCAAGAUCCAGCUGCACCGCACCGAGGAGCGCGCGCAGCGCGACCUGACCGAGCUCCGCACCGCGUUCAGCACGCUCCAGCAAGAGCACCGCGCACUCGACAUAGCAGCGACCUCGACCGCCGCCGUGUCUGCAAUACGACUGGCCCACGCCCAACAAGACAACGUGGCGGUCAAGGGUCUCGCUGCAGCGGCCAUUGCAACACUUGCCGACUGCCGACGAAAGCACCAACUGGAGAUGAAAGCAGUCGCAUCGGCCGCCAAACGCACCCAGAUCCAGUUGUUUCAGUGCAAGCGGGUCCUUGCAGCGGUCGCCGACGAGGCUGUCACGGCUCAGAACGCGCUCCGUCAAGUCACUGCCGAGCGCGACACGAUGGCUGCCGCCAACGACCAACUCGCCUCCGAGCUGCGAGCGACCAAAACGCGGGUAGCAGCACUGGACGCCUCGUCGAUGGCCGCUUUGGAGCGCGAGCACCAAGCUCGUCUGGACACAAACCGGACGAUGGACGAGCAGCGCACCGUUCAUCACGAGCGACUGCAAGCAGCGAGAACGCAGCACCAAGCGCUCGACAACACGAUGCAAACCAUGGCAAACCGGCACGCUGCGCGUCUCGCAGAAGCCGCCGCGCACCUCGCCGACGCCGACGUCUGGCGUGCAAGAGCGCACGCAGCAAGAAUAUCGCAGCUGAUCAUCCGCGACGUCCAGCAGCGCAAGCUGCAAGACCAGAUCCGGACGCUGCAGAUCGCUCUCGACACCGCCAACGCGAACCGCCAAGCCGACGAUCAAGCCCACGCGGUGGCCACCAGCGUCCUCGAAACAAGACACGAGCACGAGGUCCGGGUGCGGAACCAGGAGUAUGCGGCCAUGAUGCUGCAGCGCGACCGGCGCAUCCGUGACCUCGAGGCGACACGCCGGUUAGGUGGUGUAUUUAGGAAAAAGAAGCGUUAG